Molecule: messenger RNA, 1847 nt
Organism: Volvox carteri f. nagariensis
Lineage: Eukaryota; Viridiplantae; Chlorophyta; Chlorophyceae; Chlamydomonadales; Volvocaceae
Exons: 3
Coding region: 1-1551 (516 amino acids)
Source: RefSeq, a predicted model, not a curated record
AUGUCAUUUCUAGGACGACUUUCGCGUUUUCGACUACGCCGGAAUUUCUUGCAGCGUCUUGGCCUGUUCAGCUCGCGAGUUAUCGUGCUGCUGUUGAUCUUAGCUACUAUCAACCAGUUUUUUAAUGGCAUCAACAUCUACCGUGCCGAUGUAAAAUUUCAUGCAGUUAGAUCUGCUGCCCGAAGACUUAAGGACUUGCAUGACUAUAUAAAUCUUCGCCAGUGUUUCGCAUUGUUGGCGAAUGGGAAAGAUGCAGAAGGUGCAACCUGUGACUAUGCGCGCCUCGUGUUACCUCUUCCAAGCGUUGAAGAUAGGUUCACGCGGCAAGGAGUAUGUGCGGGCGGCUGUUUCUUUGCCACCAACGUUCGAGACGCCCAGCGCGUGAUGCCCAACUACAUGUAUCAUUUGAUACUUACGUUGGGGUCUCUAAGCAGCCAUGACAACCCCAUAUUCGUGUCCAUCUACGAGAGCGGUAGCAAGGAUCGCACAUCGGAUUGGUUGCGAACCCUGGGCGAAGUAUUUGAUGCUUUGAGCAUUCCAAACCGCUUGGACCUGGGCGGAACAAUCCAGCGGGAGACUGGAGAGGAACGCAUCCACUUCCUGGCUCGGUUACGAUCAGCAGCAAUCGCAGCCUUGUACGGGCAAUGCGCCGCAAGGGGGUACUUCUGUCCACCGAGUGAAGGGCGAAACAACGCCAGUGGGCGCAUCAUCUUCUUAAACGACGUACUCUUCACUAGCACGGACAUAAUGCGGUUGCUGCAGUACCCUGCCGAUAUGGUUUGCGGCCUUGACAUGGGAAUGGCAGCUGAACCUGAUAUGACGGACCGAGAGCAUCAGGAGACGUUGGCGGCGUACUUGCAAGCGAAAUGGCUCCUGCCAAGUCGCUUUGCGGCCAGUUUAAGUCGGCUUGGCAAACUUCGCAAACACUGGCGCAAGUUUCAUAAGAAAUACGAACCCCACUUGCGGGAGUUUGGGCCACUCUUUUUCUACGACAAGUGGGUCGCUCGGGAUAUCUCUGGACGCAUGUUCACCAAUCGGGAGCCGUACGUGGCCUACCAGCCCAGCAUCGACCGUGUAGUUGCUGGUCGCCCAGUACGAGUCCAUUGUUGCUGGAACGGUCUAGCAGUCAUUAAUGCAGAACCUUUCGUACGUAAAGUUGUGGAUUUCCGAGAGCACCGAGAGAAUGAAUGUUCAGCUUCGGAAUGCAGUCUCCUCUGCGAUGACAUGUGGCGCUAUGGAUAUGAUGAUAUAAUUAUGGAUCCCAAUGUACGGGUUACAUACGAUGCGGCGGGCGUGAACAAGCUGUUUAAGGCGUUCACAACGUCUCUGCCGCUGGGGGCACCAGGAGUGGCCUAUGCACCCUUCAACCCUGCAGAUGUCCUCGAUGUUAUGUCUCUCCCCAAGCACGACGAUGUAACUCGGGAAGCCGGGGCCGUCGGGGGUCACUUUACGCGUGAAGUGGAUUGCUGCGACCUGAAGAAGGGUGCAGAUAUGGUAGAGUUCCGGGAUAAGGGUGUCUGCCACACAACGGCAGUGACCCUUAAAUAUUGAGAUAUUGCUCAAAUGCUGCCCUUGCGUUGAUCCUUAAUGUAAAGGGGCGUUUGGCGGCAUUCAUAGGCAUUCUUGAGUGAUUAGUUGUUCUCAUAUUUGGCAGGUCUUUCACAGCCAGUCUUAUGCCAAAAGAUGUGAUUCUAGGGAUUGAUUCAUGCGAGUUAUUUUGUGGGGAGAGGCUUCCGUGUCGGGAUGUAGGUCUAUGGGCUGCCAUGCUAGUGUUAAGCGCCUGAAAGGAUUGGGUAUGGCCUGCUCACAGCGAUCUAACCUUUGUUUCUGUAAACCGCCUGAUCUAG